AACCAGCAAUUUAAACCCAAAGAGGGCUAAAACCCUCGGGCUUCAAACGUGUCUCAGAGAGAAACCAUGCUUAUCCUACACCCAUGCGCACCCUUUGUUCAAGCCUCCGGGCUUCCCUUCCUCCUUAACUCCCGCCACUCCGACUGCUCUGCGUCAUUUCCAACCAUUAAACUCCGACACCGUAGCUAUGUUCAUUCCAAGGCUUCUCCGCACGUGGCCAAAGUGAGCCACAACUUGCAGGGAGUGAUUGCCGGAGAUGAAGGUCCUUACAACGAUGCAGAUGAAUUCGAAGACGAAGAGGGAUUCCCCACUCGUGGUGGGUUCAGAGGGAGAGGGGAAGAGAGGGAUUACGACAGAGAUCCUGAAUUCGCUGAAAUAUUGGGGAGUUGUCUCGAUAACCCAGAAAAGGCGCAGUCCAAAAUGGAAGAGAGGUUGAGGAGGAAAAGGAAUAAAAUUUUGCAUACAAAGACCGGUACAGCCAUACCCAUGAAAGUAACAUUCAACAAGUUUAAUUUCUCCAACUCAUAUAUAUGGUUUGAAUUUUACAAUGCUCCCUUGGAAAGAGAUGUAUCCUUACUUUGUGAUUCCAUUCGAGCUUGGCACAUCAUUGGACGCCUGGGCGGAUGCAAUUCCAUGAAUAUGCAAUUGUCUCAAUCUCCAUUGGAGAAAAGACCAAGUUAUGAUGCUAUUCAGGGAGCAAAUGUGACGCCAACUACAUUUUAUAAUAUUGGUGAUCUUGAGAUUCAACAAAACCUGGCACGUAUCUGGGUGGAUAUUGGUACCGGCGAGUCACUGAUUUUGGAUGUGCUGAUAAAUGCAUUGACUCAGAUAAGCUCCGACUUUGUUGGAAUCAAGCAAGUUGUGUUUGGCGGAUCUGAAUUUGAGAAUUGGAAGGAAAAUAUGACAUCAGAGGAUGCAGGGUACUCUGUUCACAAAAUCUAGCCAAACUUGCUGAGGAUUGAGGUCUCCAAGUUCGACAACCGAGGAUUAAACCUUGAGGAUUUUUUAAAACAACUGAGGUUUGAGGAGUCAAUUAUUGGUACGGAGAACAGUUUGUGGGAUUUGCUUGAAUAAUCUGAGAACGCUAAUUCUCUAAUUAUUUAUUUAUUAAUUAUUUUUUAUAGUAGGGACUAGGUGCACUCGUUUAGAUGAUGGGAGAGAGUAAAGGUUGUAAUGUUUAAUCGGGUAAAUAACAAGGUAAAGGACAUUGUGUUCCAAAUGAGAGCCUAUUAUAUUCUGCAGUUCUGUGCUCAAAAUUGUGUACUUAGCAUACACUACAUUGAAUAUAGUUACAAUUUAAUACUCAA
Humulus lupulus (European hop) is the source of this 1307-nucleotide messenger RNA. RefSeq lists its product as uncharacterized. The transcript is spliced from 7 exons. Lineage: Eukaryota; Viridiplantae; Streptophyta; Magnoliopsida; Rosales; Cannabaceae. The record is from RefSeq and is a predicted model, not a curated record. The coding region runs from base 67 to 942 and encodes 291 amino acids.